Molecule: messenger RNA, 2914 nt
Organism: Plodia interpunctella (Indianmeal moth)
Lineage: Eukaryota; Metazoa; Arthropoda; Insecta; Lepidoptera; Pyralidae
Product: beta-3 adrenergic receptor-like
Exons: 4
Coding region: 268-1719 (483 amino acids)
Biological process (GO): G protein-coupled receptor signaling pathway
Cellular component (GO): membrane
Molecular function (GO): G protein-coupled receptor activity
Source: RefSeq, a predicted model, not a curated record
UGCGAGGCGGACGCCCGCCCGCCCAACGCGCAACCCACGUUCGUGUUCCGAAAAAAAAUUUAAGUCAACUUAUGAAAUAAAAUUUAAAUACUUUUGCAUAGUGUAGUGUGAUAUCUAAAACGCAGUUUGCAGUAAAUCGGAUUACGUAUUUGAAGAUAAUGAGAUGGAGCGCAGCGUCCGCGGUAAGGUGACGAAACUCAUGCGGCAUCACAAAGAGACGCCAUGGAGCUAGUGUGAAGAGAGAGAGAGACAGACAGACGCGGUCGUAUGGAGAUGAACGGGACGGAGGCGCGGGGCGAGGAAGCCGUGGCUCUGACGUUGAGCGUGGCCGUCACCGUCAUCUCCGCUAUAGGACUGCUGCUCAACGCUUAUAUACUCUUCAUAAUUGUUAUUACUAAGCAGCCAGCGUCAGCAUCAUCAGUUUUAUUAGUGCACCUGGGUGCUGUGGGUGCGCUGGCGAGUGGCGCGGCGUUGUGCGGGCGGGGCGGCGCGUGCGCAUGUGGGGCGCUGCUACACGCGCUGCAUCCGCUGCAACUGUGGACUGUAUGCGGACUGCAUGCUGACCGUGCAGCAGCUAUAGCUGCUCCGUUGCAUUAUGCUGCUAUUGUUUCUGCUCGAAAGGUGAUGAUAUGUGUUGCCGGCGGAUGGGUGGCAACAGCAGCUCUUCUGGCCCCGUUGGCCGCAGCGCAGCCUCCGCUAUCCUUCAACAGCGGGCUCGGCAACUGCGCGCCCGACUGCGGCUCCGGCCCCGCCGCGCUCGCCUUCUGCCUGAUCUACGCUAUACUCACCCUACUCCUCCCCGUCGUACUCGUCCUACUCUGCAGUCUUAAAAUACUCCGCAUCGCCCGCUACCAUCGACACAGGAUAGCUGCAGCUAUCUACGAAGUCACGCUCUCAGCUCAAGUCACUGUAACACACCAACGCAACCCAUUCUCCCCACCACCGCCACCCCGACGACGAGCCUUGUCAGCAAUCAUCCAACCUCUAGGAUCCUUGGCAAUCCUCUACUUUCCUUACUACUGUGUUCUAAUCUGGCCAGCCAUUGCCAUUCCCCCACAGCCUGUCGCCGCAAUAGCAGCCGUAUUGCUAGCAGCAGCUCCCCCUAUCAACGGAAUUUUGUAUGGAAUCAGAAGCCGUGCGCUCCGAGAUUCCUUGCGUAAUUAUAGACGUAAAAGAAUGACGAAAAGUGAAGUAACUCAGGAAAUCCAAGCGAGGACUCCUAGUGCGUGUGGGUCUCGGAGACCUUCAUUGUCGGCUGGUUCAGGAUGUAUACGGCCGCCGACAACUAGACGGUUAUCAGAUGCCGCGGCGAUGGGGGCUCGCGGGUCGGAGCGGCCGGCGCAGCGCGCGGCUUCUUGUAAUAUGCUGCAGGAUUCACAGGAAGAAGACAUGCCUCGACCACGAACUUCCGCAAUUCCUUUGAUCCGUGCUCCGCCACAUGUUGUGUUAGGCAGGGCACUAGGAUUGGAAGAAACUGGUACUAGAGGUAGGCGAAGACAAUCGCCUCGGAUCACUGUGACUCGGGCAAUGUCUGAUGAGAGCGAGUCUCCGACGAGGCGUCCUCUUUGUCGGCAGCAUUCUCGUUCCAGUGGCGCCUUGUUGGGAGGCAUGUCAUACGCCCCCGCCCUCUCCGAAAACAUGAGCAUCGACCAUGCUGAUGAGCAGCUCCUUCUGUCGUGGCCGCAGCACCAGGCCAACACUAAACAUAACGCUUUCUAAAACGGGUAUUGUUAGGAUAGUUUCAGAUAGAUGUGCAUUUAAAGACAAUAAAUAAGUGUGCGGUUCAAAGUCGAGUCAGCUUCGGUGUAAUCAGAUGUUUAUUUUUUAAAUGCUUUGUACCUAACCGUCUCUACUCGACCUUUUCCGACCAAGUCGUGACCAAAUCUAAAGUUUCCUACUAUUAGUACUUACUGUAUUAUUAGACGUAAUAAUUUCUCCUACAGGGUUCCUCCAUAUCGUUAGCUUUACCUACAGAAGUAUUAUUUUAGAAAGUAUUUCUAUAAAAAUACCAAAUUUCUGAAAUAUUCCAUAGGUAUAGGACAGAUUUUAUGAAAUUGUUGCAUUUUAUUUUAGAUGUAUAUCAUAUUUUUAUAGACUCUUCUAAGAAUUGUUAUAAACUUAAUUCACGUAUGUGUUCUAGUGUUUGCAGAAGAUAAAAUAAUAAUGCACGGAAUUAGUCUGAGAUGUAAAUUAAAUUUAUUUUUAGUACAAUUGCAACGCUUUUUCUUAGCGCCGCCGUCCAAGUCUGAAACUGCUUAAAAUGUUUUUCAAAUUUGAUGACAAGUAUAAAAUUGUUAAUAACAUAAACAUGAAUUUAUGUAAAAAUAAAAUAUACUUUAAUAACGUUUUUCUACCUAUACAUAUUUAGACUCGAGAAAUUUUCUACACCAUCUUGAGAUAUUGCCAAAAAUUGUACCUAACCUAUAAAGAAGCUAUUCAGUAAUUCGGAUUUUGUAAUAAACUCAAUUUGUGAAUCGAUUGCUUUUAUUUUGUGAUCUGUAACUUGAAGGCAAAAUAACAGACUCGCGCCGGAAUCACAAAAAAAAAAUUAACAAACAUAGUUUCGCGGUUUUCGUUUCGCAGCAAAUUUUUUUUUUUUUGAUUAAGCAUUACUUAUUUUUUGAUCUAUAUAUAUGGUUGGCGGGUUCGCGGUAAUUCGCGGCGAGAGUCUCCACUUUUUUUUAUUUGCACCUAUAUUUUUUACACUGGAUUCUAAAUUAUUUUUGCAUAUUAAAGUAAUAUAUAUUUGCAGUACUGUCCUGAUGGUAGAGUAGUUCUAGAAUAAAAAAAUAUAUGUCGUUAUUUAAUGAUAAAUGUUUAUGCAGAUAAUACGAACUGUUAUUCUAGUCAAAAGAUCUUAUUUUAAUGUAUCAGUGUUUUAAGUUAGGUUAAUUAAGUGAUCAAUUAAACAAAA